Salvelinus namaycush (lake trout) is the source of this 1978-nucleotide messenger RNA. Its product is annotated as receptor-type tyrosine-protein phosphatase epsilon-like. The transcript is spliced from 18 exons. Gene Ontology annotation, molecular function: protein tyrosine phosphatase activity. The record is from RefSeq and is a predicted model, not a curated record. Bases 1 to 1899 code for a protein of 632 amino acids. NCBI's taxonomy places the organism in Eukaryota, Metazoa, Chordata, Actinopteri, Salmoniformes, Salmonidae. Gene Ontology annotation, biological process: protein dephosphorylation.
AUGAGAAAGAACAGCUUUCAGUUCAGAUGGUUUAGAAACCACAGGAAGGCUCUUGUCUCUCAGAAGACUCCAAAUGGCUUCUUGGAAGAUCAAGGAGAGCAGACAGUGGUCCUCCUCCCACGAUCCCCCUCUCCAUCCAAGAGGUACUUCCCCAUCCCCCUGGACUCGCUGGAGGACGAGUUCCGAAUACGCUCGGCAGACGACUGCAAGCUUUUUAGAGAGGAGUUCAAUUCACUGACCUGUGGCUACCACCACGGCUCCUUUGAGGAGGCUAGCAGGGAGAUCAACAGGGACAAGAACAGAUAUCCAAACAUCCUACCAUAUGACCAUUCCAGAGUGUUGUUAACGCAAAUAGAUGGGCAUUCUUGUACGGACUACAUAAAUGCCUCAUACAUAGAUGGUUAUAAAGAGAAGAACAAAUUAAUUGCAGCUCAAGGCCCAAUGCACGACACAGUGGCUGACUUCUGGCGGAUGAUUUGGGAACAGAAGACUGCUACUAUAGUGAUGCUCACUAACCUGAAAGAGAGAAAAGAGGACAAGUGUUACCAGUACUGGCCAGACCAGGGCUGUUGGAUGUAUGGGAAUGUGAGGGUGGCAGUGGAGGACUUUACUGUACUGGUGGACUACACCAUCCGCAAGUUCUGUGUACAAUAUCAGGGGAAUGAUGGCCCAAGGGCCCCCCGCUUGGUCACCCAGCUCCACUUCACCAGCUGGCCAGACUUUGGGGUGCCCUUCUCCCCUAUCGGCAUGCUCAAGUUCCUCAAGAAGGUGAAGACAGUCAACCCGUCCUAUGCAGGACCCAUCGUGGUGCACUGCAGUGCUGGGGUAGGUAGGACUGGGACGUUCAUCGUCAUAGACGCCAUGAUUGACAUGAUGCAUGUGGAGAAGAGGCUGGAUGUCUUUGGGUUUGUGACCAGAAUACGGGAGCAGCGCUCUCAGCUCGUCCAGACCGAUAUGCAGUACUCGUUCAUCUACCACGCCCUGUUGGAGUAUUAUAUGUAUGGGGACACAGAGCUGGAUGUGUCCUCUCUGGAAGGCCACCUGCAGAAACUCCACAACACCAGAACACCCCUUGACAAGCUGGGCCUAGAGGAAGAGUUCAGGAAACUGACCAAUGUACGCAUAAUGAAGGAGAACAUGAGGACUGGAAACCUUCCUGCAAACAUGAAGAAGAACCGUGUGCUUCAGAUUAUUCCAUAUGACUUCAACCGGGUUAUAUUAUCAAUGAAAAGGGGCCAAGAGUUCACAGACUACAUCAAUGCAUCAUUUAUUGAUGGAUACAGACAGAAGGACUACUUCAUCGCUACCCAGGGUCCCCUGUCUCACACGGUGGAGGAUUUCUGGAGGAUGGUGUGGGAGUACAGGUGUCACUCUAUCGUCAUGCUCACUGAACUCAAGGAGAGGGAACAGGACAAGUGUUUCCAGUACUGGCCAGCAGAGGGCACUGUGACAUUUGGAGACUACACUUUGGAGCUGAAGGGGGAUGCACUAUGUGACACUUUCACUCUGAAGGACAUGGUGCUCACAUAUGGACCAGAAAAGCAGUCACGGCACGUCAGGCACUUUCAUUUCCACGGCUGGCCUGAGAUUGGAAUACCGGCAGAGGGAAAAGGAAUGAUCGACAUCAUUGCUUCAGUGCAGAGACAGCAACAACAGUCUGGAAACCACCCUAUUAUAGUACACUGCAGUGCUGGUGCGGGUCGGACCGGUACAUUCAUCGCCCUGAGUAACAUUCUGGAGCGGGUGAAAGCAGAGGGCCUACUGGACGUGUUUCAGACAGUCAAGAGCUUACGCAUGAAGAGACCACACAUGGUUCAGACUGUGGAACAAUAUGACUUCUGCUACAGAGUGGUUCAAGAUUUUGUUGACAUUUUCUCAGACUAUGCCAAUUUUAAAUGACAAUAUCUGCUAUAUACCCAUGUAUAUUUCCAUGUAACAUAUGCAAUUUUGUCAGAACCUUCUUUUCUAAGCUCUUUCA